CCAGAGUCAGGUGACUGUCUGCAGACAGAACAUGGCUGACCUGUCAGAAGACCAAUGAGGGAAAGGCACAUUUUAGCAUAAUCGAUCAUUUGUGUAGCGUCUUUUCUCGGCACAUUUGAAAGCUGGUGGACGUUAUUUCACCGGACCUUGUCAAGAUGAACGGGAUGCCAGAUGGGAUGGCAAAUGGUCCAAAUGGGAGUGACCACAUUGGGAAAGAUGCUCAGGUUUGGGAGAGACCGUGGAGUCUUGAAGAAAUCAGGCACAGCAGCGCCAACUGGUCAUUAGCAGCUGAUUCAGGGCUCUUAUUAUUCCUUCAAGACUUCUCUCAAAGAAUGCUGUCCAAGACGCAUGAGAUAGAAAAGCAGUUGGACAGUUUGAUCCGAGACACCAAGGCCACAGACAGCAGCUUGCACUCGGUCUUCAAUGACUUCCUUAUGCUCUCCAAUACACAGUUCAUAGAAAACAGAGUUUAUGACGACGAGGUAGAGGAGCCCAUUCCAAAGACGGAUGCUGUGGAGAAGCAGCCUGAACAGAAAACUCGAGAGCAGAAGGAAGCCGAGUUGAUCCCUAAGAUGCAGGAAGCAGUGAAUUACGGUUUAAAAGUGCUGGAGUCGGCCUUUGAGCACCUGGACAUCAAAGCGGGAAACUCUGACUCAGAGGAUGAGGAGGCUAACGACCGAGGCGGAGCAAUACUGGAACCCAAGGAUCUCUACGUGGAUAGACCUCUUCCUUUCCUGAUUGGCUCCCAGGCUUUCAUGGAACAAGAUGACGUUGGCCUUGGUGACCUGUCUAGUGAUGAAAUGUCAGUGGACAGCGAGAGAGACAGUGUCAUUGAAAGCGAUGAUGGCAAAGAUGCAGAUAAUUCAGAUGAUGAGUUUAUGCAGGAGACGGAUGAUGGCCUCCAUAGUAUGAAGAAGAAAUCAUCUAUGUUGAGUUAUGAGGAGGAUGAAGACGACGAUGAAGAUUCUGAUAUAUUUGGAGAGUCGGACAAGGAUGAAGAUGAUGCAAAGAGCACAGGCCCACCAACCUUUGCUGACGAGCUGGCCGCCAGGAUCAAAAGUGAACUGGUUAGCAAACCAACAGGAGAUCGAGCCUCAUUAUCAUCAAAGAAGAAAGCUAAAGGCAGAAAAGGGUCAAAGCCUCCAAACUCAGAUGCAGCUGCUGACGACGACAGUGAUGACAUGUUUAAACCUCCAAAGAUGGAUGAUGAUGACUUCUCCCCAUUUGGAGGCAAAAGUGGUCUCUUCAGUGGGGGGAGAGGCCUCUUUGACGAUGACGAUGAGGGUGAUUUGUUCUCUGAGGCACCAAAACCCAAACCUGUGUCCAAAGAAGAGAAGUCUGUGAAGGAAAACAUCAGAAAAAACACUCAAACUGCAGAAUCCUCUGACAAACAUGGCAAGAAAAUUCCACCUGGUGCCGUUUCGAUAUUUCCAGAAAACAGCCUUUUUAAUACAGUGGAUGACGUGACGAAGAACAGUGAAAAUGAAGCUCCAACAAGUAAGACCCAUGUCCACUCCAAACCGAGUCCUAUCCCAUCUGGAGGUGUAGGAGGGUUGUUUGAUGAAGAUUAUGAUGAUGACGACGACUUUUUUGGUGGAAAAAGCCAAAAAACAUCUUCCACCGCUGCAGAGGAAAAACCCAAACCUCCAAAAGCCCUUGGACUUUUUGAUGAAGACGACGAGGAUGGUGACAUAUUUAGUGAAAAGUACAGUGCCUCAACCCCAGCUCAAAACAAGAAGGUGGAAGAGACGGUCAAGCCAUCAGAGAAGAAUAUUCCUGCAGGGGCCAUCUCUAUGUUUGGUCCCGGGACUAAAAGCUUACUGAAUGAGGCCCUGAUGAGACGUCAGCCGUCCACCACCAGUGAGGAGUCUGAAAACUCGGAAAAGAAUGGGCUGGUUCCAGAUGCUGUACCAACUGUCAGUCAGACCCCAAAAUCCAUGACAAGUAGCCUUUUCUCAGAUGAUGAAGACACACAGGUAUUUCCAACUAUUCCCAAGAGUCAGUCCAAUCCUGACACAACAAGCCAGAUCAAAAUCAGCCAGCAUCAUGUGUCGUUAUUUGAUGAUGAUGAUGAAGAGGAUCUAUUUGCGUCUGCAUCAAAAUCUAAACCUCAGGCAGCUAAAACCGUCACACCACAGCCCAGUUCAGCUAUCUCUAGCUCUCUUUUUAGUGAUGGUGAGGACCAAUGGAUAAGCCCCAAAGUGAAUGUCACCAAGCAGGAGAAUAAGACGGGUGGAAUGAAACCAAGUGCCAGUGCCCCCACCAGCCUCUUGAGUGUCACACCAUCGCAGAAAAGCAGCCUAUUUGAUGAAGAUGAGGAUGACCUGUUUGCUCCAGUAAAAGAAUCAAGUCAGAAGAAACCACAGAGGGUUUCUCUUUUGUUUGAGGAAGAGGAUGAUGAAGAUGAUAGCGGCUCGCUGUUUGGGAUUAAACCGAACAACACAAACACAGCAGAUCAACCCAGAUUGCAACAGGCAUCGGAUGCUAAGAAGAAGGUGCCGGAGAAACCGUCAGUGCCGGAGAAAACGACAUUAAAGGCCGCUGGGACGCUACUGUCAUCACUUGAGAGCAGUGAUAGUAAAAAGAAGCCUGUUGGAGCCGUCAGCCUGUUUGGGGGCAUUGACGUUCUUGCCAACAAGCAAACAAGAAGCAUGUUGGAUGAAGAUGAUAACGUCCCGCCACCAAACAUUAAGACGCAGGAGAAAGUCAAACCAAAUACUCUCAGUCUGUUUGAUGAUGAUGACGAAGAGGACAAGCCUGCUCUAUUUGUCACCUCCAGUAAACCUACAGCCAGAGAUGCUCCAAAGCCUGUUGAGGAGCAAUCGCAGGCAAAAAGCACCGGUGUGUUCCUGGAUGAGGAGCUGUUGUUUAGUUCCACCCAGCAGAAGGACAAUGAUCCAGAUGUUGACCUAUUUGCCACCUCGGACAAAACGACAGGCACAAAGCUCAGCUCAGUGAAGCCGGCGACACCAAGUCUAUUCUCAGAGGAUGAGGACGAUGACCUCUUCAGUUCCAACAAGGCCAGAAGUCCUCCCCCGAGAGUUGCAGAGAAACCCAGUAUAUCUAAUGACAGAGCAUCGCUCGUCAGUCCAGAUCCUGAAUCCGUUUCAGAUAUGCAGAAACCUGCACCAAGCCCUGUAAAACCUAAAGAGCCGUCAUCAAGGAUUGGCAAACUUCAAGCAAGUCUGAAGAUCAACCCCAAUGUGUUGCUCCCUGGUUCAGUCCCCAUUAUGCCUGGGGCUGUGAGCGUGCUCCCUGGUCUGGAUCCCAGUUCGUCUUCUGGGGUAUCCAGCUCUAGUAUUAGCCCCAGCCCUGCUACAACUCCUGUUGGAGCCCAGACCGACAUUGAAGGGUCAGUGAGCUUCGACACGCCUCUCCAGGCUUCCACUUUGCAGAGUGCACACAAGAGUCGCGUCAAAGGUUCUGUACAUCGAAGACCUCAGUCCAGAGUAGCAAGACAGCAAGCUGCUCAAAGAUCCAUAGAGGAGCAAGAAGAGAUCCGUGGUGGACACCUCUCUGAGUCUAACCCCAGUUUGUCAUCUCCAGACGACUCAAGCCAGACUCCCACUCCUCAGAUUACAGAAUCAAACACAUCCUUGCCUGACACUCUACCGUCUCAACCUCAACCAACUCAAAUCUCCACCAAGCCCUCUCUCCCAACAUCACCUCUAUCCACAAAUGCAAAGAAGCAAGACUCUCGUAACCACAGCCAAGGCAAAGUGUUGCCUUCCUUUGAGGAGGGCGACCUUUUUGGUUCUGACAGCCUUUUUGGAUCCAUCUCUUUCGCAAAUACUCCUGCCACCAAACCCACAAACACCACUAACGUCCAACAUCGUGCAGACACUGAAGCAGUCAAGGAAGAUAAAAGCAAUCUCCCAUCUAUUUUUGAUGACAACAGUGAUGACCUCUUCCAAAAGGUGACAUCAACUUCGAAGGCAGCCAAGGUUUCAGCCUUUUUAGAAGAUGACGACGAUGAGGACAUCUUUGGAGUAAACUCAAUGUCCACGUCCUCCAGUAAUAGCGUCAUCAAGAGUAGCAAAAGCUUUUCAAAGCAGGACAUUUUUGAGGAUGACGUAGUAACCACUUUGCCAAAAGUCCGCAAGAAGGACAAAGACAAGCCCAUUGAUUUCAGCCUGUUUGAUGACAACAUUGACAUCUUUGCUGACCUGACAGACUCUUUUACACCAAAACAGAAGACGAGGACAAAGGGAGCAACCACGUCCAUAUUUGAUGACGACACAGAUGAUAUCUUCACACCAAGCACAGUCAAAACUGCCACAAAGGCUCCGCCCAAGUCAAAGAUUCCGCCCCCCUCCCAGGAGAGCAGCACAGCAUCACACUCAAGCAACAUAUUUGAUGAUCCACUUAAUGCUCUUGGUAGCAAUUGAAGUAUUUUGGCUAGAUUUGUAUCAUUGUGAAUCAACUCUUUGUAACAUGUAGAGAUCGGACACACUGUUGAUGGAGAUAUUUAUUCAUAUGCAUAUCAACACAGUCAUUUCGUGUACUGCAAAUAAAUAAUGUCAUUGCAUCAAAUCCCAUAACGUAACAUUUAAUUCAAUGCUGUUAAUGGUUGUUGUACAUGAUAGCACUUUAUAAGCAUAACUGUGUGCUUAGCCUCAAAGCCUGGAGAAAUUAACAGUCAAUUGUUUUGAAUGAUGUUCGUUUGGCUUUGCCUUGUUGAGAUUCUAUAGGUUUGUGCCAAGUCAUCUUUAUGUCAAAUCAAUGUGUGUGGCCCCUUCCCCCCCCACUGUCUUAAGCUUUUUGACAAUGUUUUUAUCAACAAGAAGCCCAUGCAUUUCUUAACUUUUGCUGUGAUAAAAAGAAAUGUAAUUUUUAUGAAUGACUAAAAAGAAACAUAUUUUAUACUAUCUGGAGUA
This is a messenger RNA of Doryrhamphus excisus (bluestripe pipefish), 4877 nucleotides long. Lineage: Eukaryota; Metazoa; Chordata; Actinopteri; Syngnathiformes; Syngnathidae. The record is from RefSeq and is a predicted model, not a curated record.